UAUAUAUAAAUAAAUGUAUUUACUUCCCAUUGAAGACCUAUUUAAACAAUUAAUACAUGGCAAGAAAUAUCUAUAAAAUGGUUGUGGUUUAGGCUCUGACUAAAAAAACAAGGAAUGAUUUUAAUAAACUUGUUGUAUAUACUCACAUUGUGUCUUACUGCUAGUUGUAUAUGCUCAUAUUGUGUGUUACUAUUUUACUUGGUGUAUAUAUGUCCCCAAAGUUUUCUUUGUCUAAAUGAACAUAUUUUAUUUCAGCAAUAGCACAACUGGAGGUCAGCCUAUCCAUUCAUCAUUUUUAGACCUUUGGCCUGUGGUAAACCACAGUGACCUGAGGCAUGGACUACAUUGGCAAAAAAUAUGUAAAUCUGAAUCCUGCUGCAUCACAGAAGCUGGAAGUUCUGAUGUUCCAUUGAAAUCACAAUGGAAAGUCUUGACUUACCUGGUCAGAGUAAUGAAAGGCAGUAAUAUAAAUAAAGAUCAUUCAGCAGAAGGAGAGGGGGCUGGAAAACGACCAAAGAGGAAGUGUCUCCAGUGGCAUCCAUUGCUAGCAAAGAAACUUCUCGACUUUUCAGAAGAAGAGGAAGAGGAAGACGAAGAGGAAGAUAUUGAUAAAGUUCAACUUCUUGGGGCUGAUGGCCUAGAACAAGAUGUUGGUGAGACCGAAGAUGAUGAGUCGCCAGAACAGCGAGCUCGGAGACCAAUGAAUGCAUUUCUUUUAUUCUGUAAACGACAUCGCUCUCUUGUACGUCAGGAACACCCCAGGCUCGAUAACCGAGGUGCUACCAAGAUACUAGCUGAUUGGUGGGCUGUUCUUGAUCCAAAGGAAAAGCAGAAGUACACAGACAUGGCUAAGGAGUAUAAAGAUGCAUUUAUGAAAGCAAAUCCUGGUUACAAAUGGUGUCCCACCACAAACAAGCCUGUGAAAUCUCCAACAUCCACUGUCAACCCACGAAAAAAGCUUUGGGCCUUCCCAUCUGAUUCUUCACGAGAUUUGCCUAGUCCCAAGAAAGCCAAGACUGAAGAAACACCUCAACUUAACUUUGGAAUGGCUGAUCCUACUCAGAUGGGAGGCCUGAGCAUGCUGCUAUUAGCUGGAGAACAUGCUCUCAGCACACCAGAGAUAUCCUCUGGGACUGGCAGGGCUGAUGUUUCAGAGUCCCCUGAAUUGCGGCACAAGUCACCGUUGUUUCAGUUUGCUGAGAUAUCUUCAAAUACAUCCCAUCCUGAUGCUGCUACAAAACAGUGUCAAACAUCAGCUUUGUUUCAGUUUGCAGAGAUUUCUUCAAAUACUUCGCAACUGGGUGGUGCUGAGCCUGUAAAACGCUGUGGAAAGUCUGCACUCUUUCAACUGGCAGAGAUGUGUCUGGCAUCAGAAGGAGUAAAAAUGGAAGAAUCGAAGCUAAUGAAAGCAAAGGAAUUGGAUGGUGGAAGACUUAAAGAACUGGAGAAGGGAAAGGAAGAAAGAGAAAUGAAAAUGGAAAGAACAGAUGAAGCCAGGUUACAGAAGGAAGCCGACUUUGAAAAAUCAACUAAGGAAAAUUUAAGAGAGUCUAAAGAGUUAAGAAAUUUUGAGGAGCUACAAAUGGGUGAUGUAAUGGCUAUAAAAAUGGAAGACCCCAAAGAAAUCAGAAAGGAAGAAUUAGAGGAAGAUCAGAAAUGUAGUCACUUCCCUGAUUUUUCUUAUUCUGCCAGUAGCAAGAUAAUAAUCAGUGAUGUUCCCGGUAGAAAGGAUCACAUGUGCCGUCCCCAUGGUAUCAUGAUCAUCGAGGAUCCCAUAGCAUUAAACAAACCAGAGAAACUAAAAAAGAAAAAGAAGAAAAGCAAAAUGGAUCGACAUGGGAGUGAUAAAUCCACACCCAAGAAGCCCUGCAAGAAGAGACAGUCUUCAGAGUCCGACAUUGAGAGUGUCAUAUACACGAUUGAAGCAGUUGCAAAAGGAGACUGGGGCAUUGAGAAGCUCGGAGAGGCCCCUCGCAAAAAGGUCCGCCCAUCCUCAAGUGGCAAGGGAAGCAUUUUGGAUGCUAAGCCACCAAAGAAAAAAGUGAAAUCAAGAGAGAAGAAAAUGUCCAAGGAGAAAUCCUUAGAUACCACCAAAGAGUCAAGACCUCCAGAUUUCAUUAGUCUUACUACCAGCAAGAACAUUUCUGGUGAGCUUCCAGAGAGCAUAAAAGCAGAACCACUGACCCCCACGGAGGACGUGCUACCACCCAGCCUGUCAGGACAGGCCAAGACAGAGGGCAGUGAUUGUCACAGAAAAAUAGAGACUUGUGGCUUCAGGAAAUCUGAGAGGUCUUGCAAAGGUGCUCUUUAUAAAACCCUGGUGUCAGAGGGCAUGCUCACCUCUCUGCGAGCUAAUGUUGACAGAGGAAAACGAAGCUCAGGAAAAGGAAACUCAUCUGAUCAUGAAGGGUGUUGGAAUGAAGAAAGCUGGACAUUUAGCCAGAGUGGAAGCAGUGGCAGCAAGAAGUUCAAGAAGACAAAGCCGAGGGAAGACUCCUUCCUUGGUUCAUCAAAGCUGGAUGAAGAAUUUGAAAAAAAAUUUAACAGCCUCCCUCAAUAUAGUCCUGUUUCAUUUGACCGGAAAUGUGUACCUGUCCCAAGAAAAAAGAAGAAGACCGGGACCAUGUCUUCAGAAUCAGCAAAAACCAGCAAAGGUCCUUUCCAGUCUCAGAAAAAGAACUUUUUCCACAAAAUUGUCAGCAAAUAUAAGCACAAAAAGGAGAAGCCUAAUGUUCCGGAAAAAGGAAGUGGGGAUAAAUGGUCAAACAAGCAAAUCUUCUUGGAUGCCAUUCACCCUACAGAAGCCAUAUUUUCAGAAGACAAAAACACCAUAGAGCCUGCGCAUAAGGUUAAAAAUGCCCUAUCCCUUCCCAACACUCCAGAGCCAACAACAAUGCAAGAACCACUGGUGGGCAGCCAAAAGAGAAAAGCAAGAAAAACCAAGAUUACACACCUUGUCAGGACAGCAGACGGCCGGGUUUCACCAGCAGGAGGUUCUCUGGAUGACAAACCAAAGGAGCACCUGCGGAGGAGUCUCCCCAAGGCAGCUGAGGCCGACUGCAAUGAUGAGUGCUCCCACCAGCCUGAGGCUGAAGAGACUCGGAGCAGUACUCCGGAAAUGCCCGCGGUGUCUGCGUUCUUUAGCCUCGCUGCAUUGGCCGAAGUGGCAGCCAUGGAGAAUGUGCACAGAGGUCAGAGAUCAACUCCGCUCACCCAUGAUGGACAGCCAAAAGAAAUGCCACAGGCUCCUGUACUUAUUUCUUGUGCUGACCAGUGAAGCGCCCUUUAAUUGUCAGACCCUGUGCUUUACCUCCUUCCCUAGCCUUGUCUUUACCAAGGGAUGCUAGUGAGUCCAUGUGGUGGAAAAUACAGACUGCAAACAAGUGGUUUUGUGCCCUACCUGGCGGCCCGGAUUCACUUGAAGCAGAAUUGAGCAUCCUGGCCAGUUUGUUCUUUCAGAACCCAGAAUCUUUGAGGGUGAUAUUAUUUGUUGAUACUGAGCAGAGGCGGGACAAGCCUGGAGCUUUGCUUUCUAUUGAAGGCUUUUGGCAGUAACAGGUGGUAACUUGGUAAAAGGCUGCCUUUACUGUAGCUCAUUCAGCAUCUCUUUUACCAACCAGAGAGUGUGAAACUAGUUUCAUAUAUUACCUAGUUAUUCUUUCAAAACAAAACAAAAAACAAACAAAAAAAACAAAAACUGACGCACUGCACUAGUUAUUAUUAGAUAUUCUUAGUCUUUUUUGUACAUGGAGAUUUAAGUUCUAAGAUGGUUUAUAUAAUAGGUUAUACCUACAUUUAUACUGUAGAAUAAAUAUUAAAAAGCCUGUUCCUAGACUCCCAGGCAGCAUGGACAGGCAAAUGUACCAUUGUUAGCGGUGUAUGCUCGGCCUUGUGGUCCAUAUAUUCUGCACUUUUAUAUUUGCCACCAGAGUGGUAGUUUGCUGGCAAAAAAAAAAAAAAAAAAAGAGAGAGAGAAAAAUUACAAUUCUUACAAUCUGAAUUUUUUUCUUAGCUUUGAAUGACCAAGAAGAAUUUGCUUGGGGCAAAUUGUGGCAAAUAUUUUUCCCAGACAGGGGAAGAGUCCUGCAGAUUACAGAUUAUUAAUGUUUUCAUGCCUUGAGGAUUCUUUUAUUUUUACACAGGGGUCUAAGUGGCCAAGGAUCGUUCAUACAAACAAAAAAAGACAAAAAUAUUAUUCAGAAGUGACCUUAGUAUUACUUCACUAUUCUAACCACAUUGAAGACACUCACUUCAUAUGGACUUGGAGCUCCCGACCUUUUCCAUCCAUGACAGACAGACUGGACGGGUUGCAAUUGCUAUGCACAGCCUAACGGCACUGCAGUUGUUUAGAGCCAUUUCAAGUUUGUAUUGUGCAGGAGGUAUUGUGUACAUAAAGAGGGAGGUGUGCCUGACCAGAGUGGACCUCUCAGUCAUAGAUCCCUCCGCAACUUUCUUGUUUCAUUUUUGUGUUUUAUUGCUUUUGAACAUAGAACCAACCGUACAUAUGCCAGUGCCAAGUGGAUUAACUGGCUUAGAACAUUGAACAUAUUGACAUAACCACCUGACGUUCACAGUGUCUGGUUUCCUAGCAACAGAUGCAAAGUGAUAAAUCAAAAUUAGUCUGAGGCUGCAGAUUUAACAGGGUAUUUGUUCCAUAGCACAAAGUAUUUCCCCACUCUUGCGUCACAGCACAAACUACCAAAUUUUAAAUAUUGGAUUCCAGCAAUAAUUUUUAAUGGUUUUCAAACUGGCAGAUUUUUGAUAGUGCUGGUUCGAGUUUGAAAGCUUUUGAAUUAGAUCUCUAAAUGGUGACAGUUUACAUGGUUUUAUCUAGCUGUCUUAUUUAUACUUCACUGAAUUGUAAUGAUGAUUUGUUUUCUAAUUGUAAAUUGACCUAAUAGCCAUACACAAAAAGUGACUCUAUUAAUACUGACUAGGUUUAGCUUCUUGUGGUUGUAGAUAUUACUUCAGUUACGGUGCUGAAAAAUAUGUACAACAUACUAACAGGAUUGGGAAAAAAAAUCUAGUUAUUCCUAUUUUCAAAGCAGGCAAAAAGGGCAGUAAGCUUUGAGAUAAUAUCCUAAAAAAAUGCGUGUUCACUGUGGGGAUGGGAGGAAGAAGGAAUUAGUAAGAGGUUAAUCAGAAGCUAUACCUUAACCCCAUUCACAUAGACAUAUAAGUGAGCAGCCCCAGGUUUUAGCAUACUAUUUUUUAUUAUGAUGCUGUUUUAUUAAUAUUUUAUAAAUUUCAAAGCAAAAGUGAAUGUCUGAAAAUUUUUGGGUCCUGGUGUUGGUGGCUGUUGGAGUUUUGGACCACAUGCUAAUAGUGAUUUAAAAAUUCUGAUCAGCUAAAAAUCCAAAAAAAUAAAAAAACCUGAGAAACUAACAACACAAAUUGUAUGGUGCAGAACAUGCACCUUGACAAUGGUACUAACUUGUUAUUCUGUAGAACACGUUAGACUAGAUCUGUUUUUGCCAGCGCACCCCCCUUCAGUCCUCCAAUUACAUUUCACUAGACUUCUUUAAUAGAUUGCUGUAUAUUCAUGGGACCUUUUUUAAAAAUGAAGCAAAACAGAAUAUUACUUUUUUCUAUGUGAUUAAUAUCUUACUUGAUCUGCUUUUUCCUAAACCUCAGUGGCUUUUUCCUUAAUCAGGGGUGGGUGUAGGAGGGCAACUUACUGCAUAUGACUGUUUUCAGAUACUUUAAAACAAGCCUCCCCUCCCCCCCUCUUUUUGGUAAAAUGUUUAAUUUUUAAGUGGUUAAGCUCUGAGAGUAGCAGAAAUCCCGCAAAUCUUUCUAGUUCCUUAGGCACUCGCCUUAUCGUUUCUGGGUGAGGUCCUGAUUCCAGCAGUAGUGCUUCCCCUACCCCGAAUGUACUGGAGAGGGGUUGGUCUUUUCAGAUGAUAACUUUGGUUAGCACAAAUAUUUUAGACUGCUAUGGUAGAGCUCUUCCUAUCCCCCAACCCACAGUUGGCAUUUUCAUUUUGUUUCUCUCAUUCUGUUGGAUUUAGGAGAAGUCAUCUGUUGCUGUGGUGUGUACUUUAGUCUGCCAGCAGCCACCAUCCACACUAACGUGGGUCCCACAGUAUCCUCAAGAGAGAAAGUUGUUGCACCUUAUGUAUAUCUCAAGCAAACCAAAACCUUGUGCUCUUCUGCUUUGUGCUAUUCUAAAUUGUUGUAUCAUAUCUUUCUGAAACCAAUUCUGAAUUUAGUUGAAAUUACCCAUAUUUAUGCUUUCAACCUUAUUUUCUGGAUUCAAACCUGUAUAUAAAUCUUUUGGAAAAAAAAAAAAUUGUCCUAGCCCUUCUCUGCCAUGCUGGAAGCAAAAGAUUUUGUCUCAGCUGGAGACACAGUACUGUUCCGGUUUUCUGUAGCCUUUUAUUUAUUUAGUUACUCUGGGUGUUUCCUAUGUAAUUUUGAAGUGUGUAGAGUAUUUUAUAGUAACUGAGUCUGCAGCUCUAAGAAGCUGAGUGAAAGACAAAAUACUGUAAGACAUCUUUUAAGUUUGUUUUUAUUUGGGUACUAUAUAUGAGAUUGGGAAAAGGAAAAAUGUCCCAUGGCCACAUUGGAAAUACAGGUUCUUUCCCCCAAAUUAGGUUAGUUCCCAUGUUUCAGAUCCAAACUAUAAAUUCAUGAGACUCCCUCCUGAAGAGUAAAUAUUGAAUGAUAAAUCAUCUUGCAGGAUAGAUCGUAUAAUUCAGACAGUCUUUUCCCCACAGAUAUCAGAAAUUACGCAAUUCUGUCAAACUCUUACCAAUGCCAUGUCUUGAAGCCAUGCUGAAAUAAUUCCCACGUUAUCAUUGUUAACUCUAGUUCCUGCUGUUAAAAUUGCUGGAGAAUAAAGCAAUGAUGGAACACUAUGAACAAAACUGAGCAUCUAAGCAGGUCUGAUGAUGCGCAAUCCAACAUGUUCAUCCCCCAUCAUUUUCUGAUUAAGUCAGAUGCUUCUAUAAGUCAGGAAAAAAUAUAAUGCUGCAGGCAUUGGCUCACUGUGCAAGAAAGUCUGCACCUAUGUAAACUCUUGAGCAAAUUGCAAAUUCAUUGGAUGGGAGUAAGCUGAAAACUAAAUGACCUGUUUUGUGUAUAGGGUGGGGUGGGGUGGGAAAUACCAAAUAACUGUUCCAAGCUUGGCAUUUGGCGUUAAUGUGAAGCAGUGGGACCAUGCUGCCUGCUAUACUACUGUAUGAACCGUCAGUGUUCUGAAGACCCGCAGCUGGAGGCUGGAGGAUGGUGUGCACACAGCAGAGGAGGAGCGUCACCGCUUCAUCGGAGAAGGAAGGAAAUCAGGGAAGGCCUGAAGUCACCGUUUGUACAGAGAGUGUUGGGGUGCCUGCGAUGGAGAUUCCCCUCUGAUGGCACUGCUCCCCAGCGCCCUCACACAAGGCCAAUCCUUUCAGGCUACCUCGGCUUUAAAAGUUCAUUUCAGUAAGUCCUGUUUCAGAAGUUUGUCUUUUGUUGCUUCUGCCUUCAGUGCCACUGUUUUUCACUGCAGUGUUCUGACUUCACAAAUGGCCUUCUCCGGAGAGAACAAUGUAUUGCUGAAAAUGGGCAGUAGAAGCAAAUGCUGUUACUACAUUGGACCUGUAAAGUAUUCAGAGUGACUGCUUAGGUGGAAAUGAAAAUUUAGCUUUUCCCACAUAGGUCCUCCUUUUGCACCUUAUAAAAAAUGUACUAACUGUUAAUUAGGUCUUGCUUUUGUUUAUACAAGCAUUCCCAAAGAAUUUGAUUUGAAUUUUGUUUUAUUUGAGUUUGGAGUUUUUGAUAAUUACCAUAUUUAGAUUGACUAACAGCAUCCUUAACAAUAAAAAAGAGAAGCAAUUGUUCAGUUCCUAUUACCAGCUGUGUCUGGUGAAGUAUUCAGGGUUUGAUGGACCGCUUCGCUUAGUUUGGAAGUGAUAGUUAAGGUUAUUCUACUCCAUAUUAAAUGACUUUUUCUUCUCACGGGGGACAUGAUUCUUCCCCACAUUUCAGAACAAAGAAGCAACAAGAGUAACACAGGAGACAAAAAGAUUUGACUCCUUCAUACAUCUCCAUCUGUGCUAUCCUUUCCUUCGAAGAAAAAACAGAUACAUUUUUCUAAAAUUAAGGGGUAUCCUCUUGUGGCCAAAUUUUAUCUGUGGUGGCAUAAUUUAUACAAAUACAUUGAGAGGAUACCUUGUAGUUAAAAGUUCGAGGGCCACAGUUAGUGCUCAAAACUGAUCUUG
This is a messenger RNA of Ochotona curzoniae (black-lipped pika), 8204 nucleotides long. RefSeq names its product BBX high mobility group box domain containing (gene BBX). Lineage: Eukaryota; Metazoa; Chordata; Mammalia; Lagomorpha; Ochotonidae. Gene Ontology annotation, molecular function: DNA-binding transcription factor activity, RNA polymerase II-specific; RNA polymerase II transcription regulatory region sequence-specific DNA binding. Gene Ontology annotation, biological process: regulation of transcription by RNA polymerase II. Gene Ontology annotation, cellular component: nucleus. The record is from RefSeq and is a predicted model, not a curated record. The transcript is spliced from 17 exons. The coding region runs from base 236 to 3277 and encodes 1013 amino acids.